GUCUGAACGAGCUGCUGACUUCAGGCCUGUUCAGUUCAGACUCCAAGUGUCUUCAUCUGCUGGUCCCCAUGUCUGAGGUUUCUGUGUUUUUAUAUAAAACAACAGUUAUUUCCUCUCUUUCACUUUUUUUAAUAAAUGAGGAACUGUGAGGAAACAUGAGCAUAGUAUUUCCUGUUUGGUAAACGGUGGACCGUGGAGCCUUCCUGUUUUUCAACUUCCUGCUGGAGCACCUCCAUAUUCAUUCUGUCCAUCUGAGGAGGAGGACGACGAAGAUGUAGUCAAGGAGACGGCAGCUCAGGGUUUGGAGGUGUGAUGACGCCAGCAGACCUGUUGAACAUCCUGGAAGAUCUGGACAAUGAGGAGUUUGAUAAGUUCAAGUGGUUCCUGCAGCAGGCCGACAGCCUUCAAGGCCUCGCAGCGAUCAAGAAGAGCCACCUGCAGACAGCGAACAGGACGGACACCGUGGACCUGAUGGUCCAGACCUACAGACUUCCUGGAGCUGUGGGGGCGACUAGGAAGCUUCUAGAGAGGAUCGGCAGGAACGACCUGCUGCAGAGUUUGUCUGCCAGCAGCUCCUCACCAGAAGAGAACGUCAGUGAUGUUGGUGAAACUUCAGACAACGGUGGACCUUCCUCCUCUCAAAGUCAGGCUCCUCUUCCUCAAUCUGAAGAUGCGAUGGUUCCAGCUCCAGAAACAUUCUCCAUCACCUCUUACCAACGGAUGCUUCAAUCAAACUUCCAGGAUAAGUUCAUGUGCGCACAAGAAGGCUGGGCAGCAGAUAAACAGCGUCUGGUUGAUAUCUACACGGAGCUGUACAUCACAGCCGGCUGUCACGUUCACAUCGACACACAGCAUGAAGUCCGGCAGAUUGAGAGGGUAUGGAAGCCAGCAGAAACAGAGAAACCAGUGAAAACCAGAGACAUGUUCAAACACUCUUCUGGAGAAUACCGACCCAUAAAAACUGUCCUGACCAGUGGAAUCGCUGGAAUUGGAAAAACCUUCCUCGUGCACAAGUUUGUGCUGGAUUGGGCUGAACAGAGAUGCAAUCAAGACAUACAUCUUCUUUUCCCCUUCACCUUCCGUCAGCUGAACCCACUGAAGGGGGAGAAGUUCACUUUGGCACAGCUCAUUCAUGAAUGCAUCCCAGAAACUGUGGACAUCAAAGAGGAAGCUCUUAAUUCCAUAUUUACGAGUCUGCAGUCAUCAGGAAACAGCAACUACGACAAAAGCAAAUUCAAACUUCUGUUUGUGUUUGAUGGACUGGACGAGAGUCGCCUUCAUCUGGACCUUCAUGUUGACGACAUUCGCUCCGUGGAUGUUACAGAGUCAACUAAAACAGAGGUUCUGAUGAGGAAACUCAUCAAUGGGAAACUGCUGCGCUCUGCUCGCAUCUGGAUAACUACGCGACCUGCCGCAGCCAAUCAGAUCCCUCGAAAGUUUAUCAGCUGUAUGACUGAGGUCAGGGGCUUCACUGAUCCUCAGAAGGACCAGUUUUUCAGGAAGAAGUUCAGAGUUGAGGACCAGGCCAACAGAAUCAUCUCCCACAUCAGGACAUCACGAAGCCUCCACAUCAUGUGUCACAUCCCAGUUUUCUGCUGGAUCACUGCUACGGUUCUGGAGGACAUGCUGAAAACCAGACAGGGAGGAGAGCUGCCCAGGACCCUGACUGAGAUGUACACAGAGUUCCUGGUUUUCCAGAUCGAUCUGACCAAAGACAAGUAUGGUCCAGAGAAGAGCAUUCAGUGCAUUGAGUCGUUAGCAAAACUGGCUUUUCAGCAGCUGGAGAAGGGAAACCUGAUCUUCUACGAGAAUGAUAUGAGAGAGAGUGGCAUCGAUUUCAGUGAGGCGUCGGUGUGUUCGGGAGUGUUCACAGAGAUCUUCAGAGAAGAGCGUGGGAGGAAGGAGAGAGAAAAGAUGUUCAGCUUUGUCCACCUGAGUGUUCAGGAGUUUCUGGCUGCUGUUCAUGUCAGGAUGUCACUUAUUAAGCACAACCAAAGUGUCAUAGGCUUGCCAGCAAAAAUGUCCCUGAAAUAUCUUCCACAACUGUUGAGCAAGAAGACCCCAACAGUGAUCCACAGGAUUUUCAUUGACAAGGCUUUACAGAGUCCAAAUGGACACCUGGAUUUGUUCCUCCGCUUCUUCCUGGGUCUUUCACUGGAGACCCAUCAGGAUAGACUAAGGGACCUGCUAAUAAAGUCAGACAGAAGCUCAGAGACCAGACAGGAAACAGUCCGGUACAUUAAGAAGAAGAUCAAUGAGGACCUGUCUGCAGAGAGGAGCAUCAAUCUGUUCCACUGUCUGAAUGAACUGAAUGAUGGUUCUCUGGUGGAGGAGAUCCAGCACUACCUGAGUUCAGGACGUCUCUCCACAGAGAAACUGUCUCCUGCUCAGUGGUCAGCUUUGGUCUUCAUCUUACUGUCUUCAGAAGAAGAUCUGGAGGUGUUUGACCUCAAAAAAUACUCUUCAGUGGAAACUUCAGAGGAGGCUCUUCUGAGGCUGCUUCCAGUGGUCAAAGCCUCCAAGAAACUUAUGCUGGCUGGCUGUUAUCUGUCAGAGAAAAGCUGUGAAAUACUUUCAUCCCUUCUGGACUCCAAGUCUUGUGGUCUGAGAGAGCUGGACCUAAGCGCCAACCACCUGCAGGGUCCAGGACUGAAGCCGCUGUUUGCUGGACUGCAGAGUCCACACUGUCAACUGCAGAGUCUCAGGCUGAACCUACGUGGCUUCACGCAGAAAAACUUCUCGGAGAUCUCAUCAGUUCUCUCCUCUCAGUCAUCAUGUCUGAGACAACUGGACCUGAGUACGAACCAGCUGCAGGAUUCAGGGCUGGAGUUGCUGUCAGCUGGAUUGGAGAGUCCUCACUGUAAACUGGAGGUUCUCAGGCUUCAUCAAACUGGCCUGAGACAGAAAAGCUGCCGCGAGUUAUCAUCAGCUCUCCGCUGUCAAUCAUCAUGUCUGAGACAACUGGACCUGAGCAUGAACGACCUGCAGGAUUCAGGACUGGAGCUGCUGUCAGCUGGACUGGAGAGUCCAUUGUGCAAACUGGAGGUUCUCAGGCUGUCGGGCUGUAUGAUCACAGGGGACGGCUGUGCUUCUCUGGCUUCAGCGCUGACCUCCAACCCCUCUCAUCUGAGGGAGCUGGACCUGAGCUACAACCAUCCUGGAGAGUCUGGAGUGAAACUCCUGUCUGCUGGACUGGAGGAUCCCAACUGGAAACUGGACACUCUCAAGCUGGAUCAGUGUGGAGAGCAGAGGCUGAAACCUGGACUGAAGAAGUAUUUCUGUGAACUUGCUCUCGACACAAACACGGCUCAUAAACAGCUCAUAGUGUCUGACGACAAGAAGAAGGUGAGGGCGGUCAGGGAAUAUCAGGCAUAUCCCGAUCAUCCCAACAGGUUUUCCUUCUGCCAGUUGCUGUGCACGGAUGCGCUGACCGGUUGCUGUUACUGGGAGGUGGAGUGGGAAGGCGUGGUUCAUGUGGCAGUGAGCUACAAGAGCAUCAGGAAAAGAGGAAAUCGAAGAGACUGCCUGUUUGGAAAGAACCACCAGUCGUGGACUCUGAGCUGCUCAGAUCGCGGCUACAUCAUCGAGCACCAAAAGAAAGGCCGGAUGCUUGCUCCGUCCUUCGUCUCUAACAGAGUAGCCGUGUAUGUGGACUUCCCCGCCGGCACGCUGUCCUUCUACAGCGUGACUGAUGCUCUGGUCCACCUGCACACCUUCAGCACCACCUUCACCGAGCCUCUCUAUGCUGGCUUCGGCUUCUGGUUUGGUGGCUCCGGAUCUUCGGUUUCUUUGUGUUCUCUGCAGGAUUAAGCAUUAAUCCAAAGAGACUCACUAGUGGAACAUGGUGGCUUCUACCGGGGAUUUGGUAUCAUGCUGUUCCAGGUUCCACAAACUGACAGACAUGAAAGAACAUCCCAAUGGCCUUGAUAAGCGACUAGAAUCUGUUGAAUGAUGUUUUAAUUUGACAAAGAGGCCAUAAGUUAUCAUCUUCAAGUCUUAAAGGAGAUCAUGGACAUUGAUUUGGCCAUGUUCCGUGUUCCUCCAUUGUUG
Molecule: messenger RNA, 4050 nt
Organism: Cololabis saira (Pacific saury)
Lineage: Eukaryota; Metazoa; Chordata; Actinopteri; Beloniformes; Belonidae
Product: NACHT, LRR and PYD domains-containing protein 12-like
Exons: 10
Coding region: 313-3810 (1165 amino acids)
Molecular function (GO): protein binding
Source: RefSeq, a predicted model, not a curated record